Messenger RNA from Helobdella robusta, 2191 nucleotides. RefSeq lists its product as hypothetical. Gene Ontology annotation, biological process: mitochondrial RNA 3'-end processing; mitochondrial mRNA catabolic process. The transcript is spliced from 24 exons. The coding region runs from base 1 to 2187 and encodes 728 amino acids. The record is from RefSeq and is a predicted model, not a curated record. Gene Ontology annotation, cellular component: cytosol; mitochondrion. Gene Ontology annotation, molecular function: RNA binding; polyribonucleotide nucleotidyltransferase activity; 3'-5'-RNA exonuclease activity. Lineage: Eukaryota; Metazoa; Annelida; Clitellata; Rhynchobdellida; Glossiphoniidae.
AUGCGGAUUAUAUUUUUCAGGAUUUUAAAUGUUAACACAGGCAGCUUAGCAAGGUUUGCAGAUGGUUCUGCUGUAGUUAAAUUUGCCAACACAAGUGUCUUAACAACAGUUGUCAGCAAAAAUAAUCCUACAAACAACAAUGCUUCAUUUACACCUUUAACUGUAGAUUAUAGACAAAAGUCUGCGGCAGCGGGUCGAAUACCAACGAAUCACCUGAGAAGAGAUUAUGGUUAUAUGGACAAAGAAAUAUUAACAUCUAGAAUUAUAGACAGAUCACUGAGACCACUAUUCCCAACUGGUUACAGCAACGAAACCCAAAUCGUCUGCAAUUUGUUGGCCGUCGACGGCGAGUACGAUCCAACUACUAUAUGCAUUAAUGCAGCAUCAGCAGCACUCUCAUGUUCUGAUGUUCCCUGGAAUGGACCAGUAGGCGCAGUACAAGUGAGCAUAACCAGUGAUGAUAGGAUUGUCAUCAACCCAACAACAAAACAGCUAAGUGACGGAAGGCUUAACAUGAUUGUUGCAUGCGCCAGUAAAGAUAGAGUUGUAAUGAUAGAUGCAUCCAGUGACAUAGUACCAUCAGCGUUAUUUCUGCAAGCAUUAACUGAAGGUCUGCAUCACACUCAGUCCAUCAUAGAAGGAAUUAAUUCGUUGUGUAGUGAAGUUGGCAAGAAAAGAAGAGUUUUAAACGUUACUGGGGACGAUCAUGUAGAUGGCGCUCUAGUCGCUGAGAUUGAAAGUUUGGCUUCAGACGAUAUAAAGAAUGUAUUUACGGAUUACACACAUCACAAAAUAUCCAGAGAUCAGGCAACUGACACAAUAAGAAAAAAUCUUUUCAACACAUUGAAAGCGUCGAAACCGGGUCUAGAUAUGGCGUUAUUUGACUAUAACUUCUACAAGAUAGCCAAGAGGAUAUUUAGAGAUUUAAUACUAGUUAAUCGUAGAAGGUUAUGUGAUGGCCGGGGCCCAGAUGACCUUCGAGAUAUAACUUGCAAGGUCAACCUUUAUGACCCUUUGCAUGGUUCGGCCCUUUUUCAAAGAGGCCAAACUCAAGUCUUCUGUACGACAACGUUCGACUCGCCACAAAGUGCCGCAAGAGUGGACCCAAUUACAGCACUAAUCAGUGGAGUUAAAGAGAAAAACUUUUUUCUACAUUACGAAUUUCCUUCAUUUGCAACCAAUGAAACUGGAAAGCAUGGGUUCGUUGGUCGAAGAGAACUAGGGCACGGCGCUUUAGCGGAGAAAGGCUUAAGGCCAGUAUUACCAUCAACAUAUCCAUUCACUGUCAGGCUGACUGCAGAAGUUUUUGAAUCAAAUGGAUCGUCGUCAAUGGCGUCUGUCUGCUGUGGCUGCCUUGCUCUGAUGGACGCCGGUGUUCCCAUAAGUGAAUCCGUGUCCGGUGUGGCCAUGGGUCUUAUAUCUGGGAGGGCCCAUUCUGACGACGAGGAGGGUGAUAAUAAUGACGUCACUGAUCACGUCAUCCUCACCGAUUUAAUGGGGAUUGAAGAUUAUAUGGGUGAUAUGGAUUUCAAACUGGCUAGCACAAAAAAUGGAGUCACAGCCUUGCAGAUGGAUACUAAAUUGCCUGGGAUUCCCAUUGGCAUCAUCACAUUAGCCAUUAAAAAAGGCAUAGAUGCUAACCAAAGAAUAAUAAACAUAAUGGAACAGACCAUAGAUAAACCAAGGCAGCAGAAGAAAAAUAAUCACCCGACAAUUGAGACAUUAGUCGUAGCGCCUAACAAAAGAUCCAAACUGUUAGGCGUUGGGGGCUCCAAUAUUAAAAUGAUCAUGGCGAGAACCGGCGUAGAUAUAAGUAGCAUAGAUGAGACAAGCUAUCAGUUAUUUGCACCGAACGGGCAGGCACUCAGCGAAGCUAAAACCAUCAUUGAAGAAUUGCUUUCUGAUGAGGGAGAGCCCGUACUUGAGUUUGGGGCCAUCUACAAAGUUAAAAUUAUCGAACUUAAAGAGUACGGUGCCAUGGUUCAACUCCAUCCAUCCUUGCCAACGGUGCUCAUCCACAAUUCCCAGUUGGAUUCUAAAAAGGUCGACCACCCAAGUAUCUUAGGCUUAGAAGUCGGCAAAGAAAUUCAAGUGAAGUAUUUUGGCCGCGAUCCUGUCAGUGGCAGGAUCAGACUAUCGCGAAAGGUUUUAUUAUCACCCAUCACGGAAAUCAAAAAAUUAAUGUAAACUU